Molecule: messenger RNA, 1951 nt
Organism: Drosophila guanche
Lineage: Eukaryota; Metazoa; Arthropoda; Insecta; Diptera; Drosophilidae
Gene: Mob2
Product: MOB kinase activator-like 2
Exons: 5
Coding region: 186-1808 (540 amino acids)
Biological process (GO): positive regulation of protein phosphorylation; signal transduction
Cellular component (GO): cytoplasm; nucleus
Molecular function (GO): protein kinase activator activity
Source: RefSeq, a predicted model, not a curated record
AGACAGACAGUCUUCCGAUUCUGCUGCCGACGGCGGGCCGCGUACGCACGCAAAAAAAAAAUAAAGAAAACAAGAGAAACAAAACGGAGAUUAAUGAAAACAACAAAAUAUUCACAAUAAAAGAAACGCAUAAAAUAAAUAACGGAGGCAGGAUGAUGACCAAAGCAAUGUAACCAAACCAAAAAAUGAAAGAAACUUUAAGCUCAAAGGUGCCAACAACACAACGAAAAGCGGGUGUAACAUUCGAGUCCAUAACGGAAACAAAAUCAAAGCUAAAAAGUGGUGCUGCCAGUGCCAGUGCCAGUGGCAGUGCAGCAGCAACGGUCCCACCGCCACCGCCCUCAUCCUAUGUGAUUAAAUGUUUAUUGAAAACGGCGCGUUUUAUGUGGCAAGUGACGACAAUACCCGCUAAAAUUGGUGAUACAAUAGGCACACUGUAUCGCUAUGCACAGGACUCUGUUGAUACAUUUCUAUGCGUAGCUGGCAAGGCUCGUCGCAAGGAACGCGAUGGCGAUCAAAAUUCAACAGACACCAAAUUGUAUUUGGAGGAGAGUGUCCUAGAACGUAAAUUACCUGAAGCUGAUCUCAAAGCCUUGGUGGAUCUGCCCGCCGGCUUGGACUACAACGAAUGGUUGGCGUCACACACUCUGGCUCUCUUUGAGCAUGUGAAUUUGGUUUAUGGAACUAUCAGUGAAUUUUGUACACAAUCCGGUUGCGCAGACAUGACUGGACCAGGCAACAGAACGUACUUAUGGUUCGAUGAGAAGGGCAAGAAGACGCGCGUGGCGGCGCCUCAGUACAUCGACUAUGUGAUGACAUUCACACAGAAGACGGUCAGCGAUGAGUCGAUAUUCCCAACCAAAUAUGCGAACGAGUUCCCUGGGUCGUUCGAGUCGAUAGCGCGGAAGAUCCUACGCUUGCAAUUCCAUGUGAUAGCGCAUCUGUAUGCGGCGCAUUUCCGAGAAAUUGCGCUGCUCGGCUUGCACACCCAUCUAAAUUUGACGUUUGCGCACCUCACCGCCCUGCAUCGGCGCUUCAACUUGAUCGACGAGAAGGAGACGGAUGUGCUGCGCGACCUGGAGGUGGCCCUACGCCUCACCGACGACAGCGGCGGCCAGGAUACGUCGUCAUCGUCGGUGCACGAGCACUCCUCCUCCUCGUCCUCGCCGCCGGUCGUUGCUGCCGCAGCCAGCGCAGGCUGCGAUCAGCCGCAGCACAACAAUAGCAGCAGCACCAGCAACAGCACCUCGUCCGCGGAGGCGCUGCAUGUCAAUUCACAAAGCAACAGCAACAGCAACAGCCACACCACAAACGCCUCGGCGUCAGCCUCUCUCAUCGAUGGGGAUGCGGCGGCGCCGCCCAUUUGCACCCAGCCGGAGGCCGGUGCGGGCUGCAAGCCAGCCGGCAGCAGUGGCCUACUCGGCGGCAUACUGGGCGACCUGACCAGCGGCGAAUUUGGUGAUACAACGCGGUACUGCACCUCGGCGGUUCCUCAGGCAGCGACGUCAGAGGACGGUGCCGUCUCCUCAGCGGCCCUGAACAAUGGCGCGGGCGCAUUACAUUUAAACUUUAGCAACAAUAAUAACAAUAACCACAAUCUGAACCAUCACCUACACCACCAUCACCACCACCAGCAUCAUCACCAGCAUCAUCACGGCCAUCACGGCCAUGGGCAUCAUCAGGCGCCGGCAUCCGGCCUCAUACAGUGCAAUGCGGUGGGUGCCGGUGGUGGCAAUGUGGCGGCGGCGGUGGCGGCGGCUAGUGGCGGGCAAGGAGCUGCAACGUCUGCAGCAUCCUCAACGGCAUGAAAGGAGCAGCCACAAAACAACAACAACAAAAAACAUUAGAAAUAUUAGAGUUACGCAAAAAUGUUAUUUAAUGUUACUUCUAUGAUCCUAAAGUUGAAAAUAUUGUAAAAAUAAUAAACAAACAAAAAAAACAGAAAACAAAC